This is a messenger RNA of Perkinsus marinus ATCC 50983, 157 nucleotides long. RefSeq lists its product as hypothetical. Lineage: Eukaryota; Perkinsozoa; Perkinsida; Perkinsidae. The transcript has a single exon. The record is from RefSeq and is a predicted model, not a curated record. The annotation marks the transcript as partial.
CGAUGAUUGGGAUGAUGAUGAGCAUCCCUCUGAUAACCGGCCAUCGGCAGAUGAUGAUAAUGGCAACAAUAGCGAUGACUGGGAUGAUGAUGAGCAUCCCUCUGAGAAGUGCCCGUCGGAAAAGGAUCAUAAUAACAACAAUAGCGAUGACUGGUAG